This is a messenger RNA of Onychostruthus taczanowskii (white-rumped snowfinch), 2501 nucleotides long. RefSeq names its product pleckstrin homology and FYVE domain containing 2 (gene PLEKHF2). The transcript is spliced from 2 exons. Bases 221 to 970 code for a protein of 249 amino acids. The record is from RefSeq and is a predicted model, not a curated record. Gene Ontology annotation, molecular function: phosphatidylinositol binding; metal ion binding. NCBI's taxonomy places the organism in Eukaryota, Metazoa, Chordata, Aves, Passeriformes, Passeridae.
ACUCCUGGACUCGUGACUCCGCCGAGGCGCCUUGAGGCGGCGGGCGGAGGGCGCUUCCUGCCCCGGCGGGCUGGCGGGGCGCGCUCCCCCGACCCCUCGCUCGCCCGGUGAAAUUCCGUGUCGUUCUCGGAGCGAGUCGCCUGAAAAGUGUUGACACUGUUGUGAAAACACAGCGGAACCGCGAUUCGUGCGGCUGCGAGCAUAAGGAUACUUGUGAAAGAUGGUGGAUCGCUUGGCAAACAGCGAGGCAAAUACUAGAAGAAUAAGUAUAGUGGAAAACUGCUUUGGAGCAGCUGGUCAACCCCUGACUAUUCCUGGCCGUGUUCUGAUUGGAGAAGGAGUCCUAACAAAACUGUGUAGGAAGAAGCCCAAAGCAAGGCAGUUUUUCCUGUUCAAUGACAUUCUUGUUUAUGGUAACAUCGUCAUCCAGAAGAAGAAAUACAACAAACAGCACAUAAUCCCACUGGAAAACGUCACUAUUGAUUCCAUCCAGGAUGAGGGGGACUUACGGAAUGGGUGGCUUAUCAAGACACCAACAAAGUCUUUUGCGGUUUAUGCUGCCACUGCUACAGAGAAGUCAGAGUGGAUGAACCACAUAAAUAAGUGUGUUUCUGAUUUGCUUUCCAAAAGUGGGAAGACCCCUAGCAAUGAACACGCAGCUGUGUGGGUACCGGACUCGGAAGCCACGGUGUGCAUGCGCUGUCAGAAGGCCAAGUUCACGCCCGUCAAUCGCCGUCACCACUGCCGCAAGUGCGGCUUCGUCGUGUGCGGGCCCUGCUCGGAAAAGAGGUUCCUGCUCCCCAGCCAGUCCUCCAAGCCGGUGAGAAUCUGCGACUUCUGCUACGAUCUUCUUUCCACGGGGGAGAUGGCUGCUUGUCAGUCCACUCGGUCAGACUCCUACAGCCAGUCGCCUAAGUCAUCUUUAAAUGAUGUAUCUGAUGAUGAUGAUGAUGAAGACAGUAGCGAUUAAGGACCAAAUGUUUUUCCAUGUGUUGCAAGCUGUGUUUCAAACCAUAUGGAGCUGCUUUUGGGGAAGUCUGUAGUGAGGUUCCUCAGAGAAAUCCUGUUCUAGCCAUGAAAUAUGCCUGAAUAUCUUCAACUGCAAUGUGCCUCAAUCUAUGAAUUCUCUAGACAAUAGUUGGGUUUUUUUCUCCUCUGCAGGGAUAGACUGGUGCAAAUGUUAUUAGAAUAUUUUCCAACUUCAUUUACUUGAGUUGUGUCUAGGUUAGACUUUCAUGGAAGAUUGGAGAAUGAAAUGUACUUUCUUAAUUUAACAAUCCAUACUUUGUAAUGUUUCACAUUGGUAUGUUAUGUGGGGUUUUUUUAGAACCAGGGAGGAAAACUGUGAGCAUGCACGGGAUGGUGAUGUUUUUGUUAAUCAUGUAGACUGUCUUAUUUUUCUAGCCAUGGUAUAUAAUUAAUUACAAGGUCAUCCAAUGCACAAACCUAAAUGUCACAAAACUUGGGAACUCUUGUUUUGCUGUUACUUAUGACUUCCUAUGCCAAGCAGUGCCUUGUACCAGUUGUGCUGAUUCAGGAAGAAACAAACCUGUUUUUUGUCUGUAUUUGCCUAAAUGCUGGUAUCUGAGAGAUUGUUGGUGCUAUUGAAAAUAACUGCUGUGUUCAAAGUGGAGCUUUGACAAGAUCAUAACUGCACCCCAUGCUGGGUGAUGGACACCCAAAUGUUACGUCCUCACCUGUGCAGGCAGGCCUGAAGACUCUGCAGAUUCCCACAGGCUUCAGCAGCUUCCUCCUUGCAGAAGUUGUGUUGUAGGUUGGGAUCUUGAGAUGAGAAAGUUAAGGAGAUUCUUCAUGGGGAUUUAUAUACUUUAUUUUCAGAACGGUUUCUAAGUUUCAAAUUUGGCAAAUGCAUAUUGAAAUUUUAGUUGGGUGAUACAGCAUUUGGGUGUGCUAGCCUACAUAUUUUUGGAAGUAAUUCCCAAAGAUGUCACAAGUUUUUUUCUUAAAACACUGGUGAGAGUGCUGGGUUUUUUCCUUCCCCCCAGGAGUUUUAUUGGCUUGUAUAAAAAUAACCUCAUAUUUUGAACAAGAAGCCUGCAAGUAUCUUUGUAAAACUGGCUUUCCUUUUUACACAGCUGACCUCAGGAUAAACAUGUGAUGCAAGUUCAUUUUAAAUGUAUACCCAGGACCAAGAAAGAUAUAUUUAAGGACUAUCAUGAAAUUGUCAGUGCAGAAAAUGUCUCUAUCACAGUGUUCACUUUAAUUUCUUGAACAUAGAAGUGUCAUGUUCCCAUAUAACUGUAGAAUUUACACUUGCAAAGACAUGUUAAACCCCCAGCUAUAUGUUUCUGUAUUUUUAUAAUGAUAACCUCAAUUUUGAAGCAGAAAAACCUCUUUGAAGUACUUGUAUGGAUAUAGUAGCAACUGACUUUAUACAAAAAAUUGUUAAACUUUUGUAUCUAUAAAUGACAAUUUCUGCACUGUUUGCCUUGGUUGGCAAUAAUUGGGUUAAGUAUUUAUUGAAUAAACAAUCAAUGCUG